CUUAUACAAAAUAGAAAAAAUGAAGCUACGGGGUUUCUGCCGGCUACUGAUACUGUCGUUUUUCUUCUGGCUUAUCGUGCUGGAGGUGAUCAUAUUCUAUAACAGCACUGCCUUUACCGACCUGUUGGAGCUGGAGCCGUACAAGGAAACGGUCAACUCCUAUGAGGUGGGUCUGCGCAGUGAGCACUGGGACGAUGCUCGGAUCGCGCGAAUUCUCCAGGAGAAGAUCCGCGUCCAUUGCCUGGUUUAUAUGGACCGCUCGGACUACAAUUUCGGUGCUCAGAAGGCCAGGCAUAUCGCAAAAACUUGGGGUCGUCGCUGCUCUCGGCUGUCCAUUGUCAACCAAAGGAAUAUCACUCUGCUGCAGGCAUAUCGCCAGAUUUAUGAAGAAUACCACAACGAGCUCGACUGGCUGCUGGUGGUUUACUUGGACUCGUACGUCGUCAUGGAGAAUCUGCGCUACCUGCUGGCCCAGUACGCGCCAUCUGAGCAUAUCUACUUCAGUGCGGAACAUGCCGUCUAUGUGUACGCCCAUGUGGGACGAGUCUCCACCACCGACUACAUCUUUAGUAGCGAGGCGCUGGAGCAGCUGGCCACGAGGAACUGCCUGCAGGACGAGAUCUUCUUCAGGGAGUGCUUGACACGCAUGAGGAGGGGUCCCAGCGAGUGGCUCCUGCCGUUUAAUGUGCCGGCCGAGCUGAUCCCGUACAGCCUGCGCAACCACUUCUGGCUUUGGCCCUGCUCCUUUCGGGUUGUUUACCACAACCAGAGCUGGGAGAGCUGUUUUGGAGGAGCAGUGCUCUAUCCAUAUUGCCGCGCCAUGCAAAUGUAUGUCCUGGAGUUCUCGCUCUACCACCUGCGUCCCUAUGGCCACGUAAAUCCGCUGCCCCAACUGGGUUCUCCCAAUCCUCUAAUGAGCAUAGCAUCUAGGCCGCCGAACGAUCAGCGGGCCAAGUUGCUGUAUAGGUCGGUUAGGAUCAUCUGCUUGGUUUUGACCUGGCCCAAGAAGUACAUGAGUGGCGCGCGGGCCAUCAGCGAAACUUGGGGUCGCCACUGCAACCGAGUGGUAUAUUAUGGCAGCUCCACCGGCACUACUAUUUCUGGCCUGCAAAUUGUGGGUCUGAAUGCCACCGACACACGCAGCAAGUUGUGGGGCAAAACAAAGGCCGCGUUUCGCCAUGCGUACAGGAACUAUGGCCACGAGGCGGAUUGGUUCUACAAGGCGGAUGACGAUACCUAUGCCAUAAUGGAGAAUAUGCGCAAACUGCUGAGACGCCACUCACCCGCCAAGCCGAUUUACUUUGGCUCCCCAUUCAAGCUGGGAUCCAACCUCUACAUGUCCGGCGGUGCCGGCUACGUUCUGAGCAAGAAAGCCGUGGAGCUAUUGAAUCACGGCGCCGCCGAAGAGUGCCUGCCAGGAGAUCAGGGCGUCGAGGACUAUGCGAUGGGCCAGUGCCUGCGGCUGUUGGAUGUCCAGGCGGGAGACUCCAGGGAUCUUUUUGGACGCCAGCGGUUCUUCUCGCUGUCGCUCGAACACUUCCUCAUUCCGAAUCGCGAUAAUGAGGGCUUCUGGCUGCAAGAGUAUCUCUACCAAACGACUGGAACGGGAAUGGAAUGCUGUUCCAGCUAUUCGAUUUCGAUGCACAAUGUCUCUCCCUACGAAAUGCAUUUUCUGGAAUCGAUUUUGUAUAAGAGACGACCAUAUGGACUUCUGGCUGGACAUCCGCCGCCAAGAAAAUCGAGGAAACAUGGUCUGAGGAAACAGCAGUAUAAUAUCUAAUGCUAAGGAUUUAAUAUCGCAUUUGAAAUACACCUGUGCAAUAUGUGAUAUACACAU
This is a messenger RNA of Drosophila erecta, 1837 nucleotides long. RefSeq lists its product as uncharacterized. The transcript has 3 exons. The record is from RefSeq and is a predicted model, not a curated record. Gene Ontology annotation, molecular function: N-acetylgalactosaminide beta-1,3-galactosyltransferase activity. NCBI's taxonomy places the organism in Eukaryota, Metazoa, Arthropoda, Insecta, Diptera, Drosophilidae. Gene Ontology annotation, cellular component: membrane. The coding region runs from base 20 to 1780 and encodes 586 amino acids.